GAGAGGUGGUUGUGUUUGGCGUCGUUACAUUUUUAACGGUUUGUUGUUAAAAAUUGUACAAUUGUUGUAAUAAUUAUCAAAAAUAGUGUGAACCCUACUUAGAAUUUGUUUUGUGGUAUAAAAAGUGAACCGUAACGAUGGCUACCCAGCCAGAAGUCGGUGUGUCUGACUUCGUCCUGCUAGACAAUUUGACCACUGAUAAAUUCAUAGAAAAUUUGCAACUCAGGUUCCAACACAAUAAGAUUUACACAUACAUCGGCGAAGUGCUGGUCUCCGUCAACCCAUACAAGACCUUGGACAUCUACAAUGCACAGCACAUGGCCCAGUAUCGGGGCAGGGAGAUGUUUGAAGUGCCUCCACAUGUAUACGCUGUGGCAGAUGCCUGUCAGAGAGUGCUCAGGCAACAGGGCAGGGACACAUGCGUCUUGAUAUCCGGAGAGUCUGGUGCAGGGAAGACGGAAGCCUCCAAGUUUAUAAUGAAAUACAUCGCCGCUAACACUACGCAGGUUCACAGAGAGUAUAUUGACAGAGUAAAAAACGUACUUAUACAAUCGAAUUCGAUCCUGGAGACGUUCGGUAACGCGAAGACGAAUCGUAACGAUAAUUCGUCUCGCUUCGGCAAGUACAUGGAUAUUCACUUCGACUAUAAGGGCGAUCCUGUCGGUGGACAUAUCAGUAAUUAUCUGCUGGAAAAGAGCCGGGUUGUCAGUCUGCAACCAGGCGAGAGAAACUUUCACUCCUUCUAUCAGUUAUUAAGUACAAACAAUCCAUACACAAAGAAGUUCGGGCUAAGCUCAACCGAGGUUUACAAGAUAUUGGGCAGCGAGCGCGGCACCGCACACGAUUCUAAACUCUAUUCUGUUACGAAUAGUGCCUUUAAUGCAUUAGGAUUUUCCUCUACGGUUGUCGAGGAUAUUUGGAGUAUUGUAGCUGGUGUUAUUUUAUUGGGCGAGCUAAGUUUUACAGAGACAGCGGAAGGCGAGUUGAACAUAGGCGGUCCUUUGCGCUCAUGUGUUAGUGCACUGGGUGUGAGCGAGACUGCGCUACGUGAGGCGUUCGCGUGCCGAGUACUGGCUGCCGGCGGAGAACUGGUCAGCAAGCGGCACUCGCUCAGUGACGCGCACUAUACGCGGCUAGCACUAGCAAAGGCCGCGUAUGAUAGACUGUUCAGCUGGAUUGUACAAGAGAUAAACAAAGCGAUCGAAGCACCGAAAGGUACUUACCGCAGCACUUUGAUCGGUGUGCUCGACAUCUACGGCUUCGAGAUCUUCGAGACCAACAGCUUCGAGCAGUUCUGUAUCAAUUACUGCAAUGAGAAGCUGCAGCAGCUCUUCAUUGAGCUGGUGCUGAAGCAGGAACAGGAGGAGUACGCUCGCGAGGGUAUCCAGUGGUCUCCGGUACAGUACUUCAACAACCGCGUCAUCUGCGAGCUGGUGGACGCCCCCCACCAGGGCAUCAUCGCCAUCAUGGAUGAGGCCUGUCUCAAUCCCACCAAGAUAUCAGACAGUCAGUUGCUGGAAGCAAUGGACAAGAGGUUGAACGGACACAAACACUACACGUCGCGACAACUCAGCCCCACUGAUAAGAAACUCAAACACAGCAUCGACUUUAGGAUCACUCACUACGCGGGAGAGGUGACAUAUGCCAUCACGGGUUUCAUGGACAAGAACAAGGACUCGCUGUGGCAGGACCUCAAGAGGCUGCUGCAUUCCUCACGCAAUACCUCCCUCGCCAACAUGUGGCCGGAAGGUGCCACAAAUAUACAAAAAACGUCAAAGCGUCCUCCAUCAGCAGCGACGUUGUUCCGCAACUCAAUGUCUGCGCUGGUGUCAGGUCUGCAGAGCAAGGAGCCAUUCUACGUGCGUUGUGUCAAACCAAACCCUGUACAAGCACCACACGCAUGGGACGAACAGCUGGUCCGGCACCAGGUGGCGUACCUCGGCCUGGUGGAGAACGUGCGCGUGCGCCGCGCUGGGUUCGCGUCCCGGCAGCGCUACGACCGCUUCCUGAAGCGCUACAAGAUGCUGUCUCAGUACACGUGGCCCAACUUCCGCGGCACCAGCGACCGUGAUGCUGUCAUGGUGCUGCUCAGAGAUCUGCAGAUGAACGACGUACAGUUUGGACACACUAAGCUGUUUAUCAGGAGUGCGCAGACUGUGCACGCGCUGGAGGCGGCGCGCGCAGAGUUGAUUCCCUCCAUAGUGGUGCUGCUGCAGAAGCUGUGGCGUGGAACUCUCGCCAGACUGCGCUACAAGAAGAUGAAGGCAGCUCUCUUCAUAUUCAAUGCCUGGAAACGCUAUCGUUACCGACGUUACAUAUCCGAGCUGCAACAAGAGUUACAACGCAAUGGGGGCGUGAUCAAGAGGUGGGCGGAGCCUCCGCGGCGCGUACCAGUCUCCAUCAUACAGGCGGCGUACCGACGUUGGCGCGCGUACCUGGUACUGCGUCCCGUACCGAGAGACCAGUGGCCGCAGUUGAAGUUGAAGAUAUGCGCCGCCAGCGCCCUCCGCGGCAGACGGUCGUACUGGGGAGCUGCGAGACUGUGGAGGGGGGACUAUUUGGCGGUCGAUAGCUAUAAUGAUAAAGCUGCUGUGUACAGAUCAGCGCUGGCGCACCUCCAGAAGUCUCAUCAGGUGGGUCGGGCUGUGUUCUCAUGUCGCGUACACAAGUUCAACCGGCACAACAAGUUGGCUGCUCGUGCGCUGCUCGUCACUGACACCGCACUCUGCAAACUCGACUCCAACACCUUCAAGUUGCUCAAGAAGCCCACACCCAUCACUGAGGUGGGUGCGGUGCGCGUGAUGAGCGGCGACGCGCAGCUGGCGGUGAUCAGCGUGCCCAGCGCCCGCAACGACCUCGUGCUGGGUCUGGUCGCGCCCGCAGACACCGCGCCCGACCUCGUCGGCGAGCUGCUCGGCGUGCUCGCACACAGAUACCACGCGUUAACUGGUUCAGAGCUGAUAGUGGAAGUGGAGAGCGGAGUGACGACGCGCUGCAUCCUCGGCGGGAAGAGUCGCGCGCUGCAGCUGCCGCCUGCGCCUGCGCACCACUCCCCCCACUCCCCCCACUCUCCCCACUCGCCCACGCCGGUGCCGCCCUUCACUCAUGCGCACAACGUCAUCACCUACCAUCCGACAUCUGCGCGCGCGUAGCCAUCUACUGAUUGUCACUUUGUCUGUACUCUGGUUUCUAACCAUGAAUAUAGGUUUCAACUGCCAUCAGACUUGUAUAAAAACAUAAUGUUGUCUAUUAUUUCAAAUAUAUUUAGUAGGAUGACAUUUGUUAACAAGCGUUUUGGCAGUGGAAAGUCACUGUUAUAG
Messenger RNA from Papilio machaon (common yellow swallowtail), 3320 nucleotides. It is a transcript of the gene Myo31DF, whose product is annotated as unconventional myosin ID. The transcript is spliced from 17 exons. The record is from RefSeq and is a predicted model, not a curated record. NCBI's taxonomy places the organism in Eukaryota, Metazoa, Arthropoda, Insecta, Lepidoptera, Papilionidae. Gene Ontology annotation, cellular component: cytoplasm; microvillus; actin cytoskeleton. Gene Ontology annotation, molecular function: actin filament binding; microfilament motor activity; ATP binding. The coding region runs from base 138 to 3152 and encodes 1004 amino acids. Gene Ontology annotation, biological process: vesicle transport along actin filament; actin filament organization.